AGAAUACAAGAUGGGUCCUAAGAAAGAUGGUGGUGGAAAGAAACCGAAAAAAACUGCUUCAGGAUACAGGAUGCCGGACCAUCUUCCCCCCGGCACGGUACUUGUGGAUAAAAACAAGAAACCAUGGACCCUGGGUAAAUCUAUUGGAGUUGGUGGCUUUGGAGAGAUUUAUCUAGCUGUUGAGGGAAAAAAUGCACCAACUGAUAAUGCCAGGAUUUUAAAUGAUGCGAAUUUUGUUGGCAGUCAUGUUGUGAAAAUUGAACCCAAGGAGAACGGACCCCUUUUUGUAGAAAUGCAUUUUUAUAUUCAGGUAGGAACAGCUGAUCACGUGAAGAGCUGGGGUAGGCCAGUCAACAUGCCCUUGAUGCGCGCACAAGGAAGUCACCCACACAAAGACGAUAUUUAUCGUUUCCUCGUCAUAGAUAGGCUUGGCGUUGAUCUGGAUAAAACAUUCCAGAAUGGUCGGAAUCCUUUGUCUGAUAGUUUAAUCGGUACUCUUGCAGUACAGAUAAUAGAUACACUACAGUACAUACACUCAAGAGGAUACACUCAUAAUGAUAUUAAGGCAGCAAAUCUUCUUGUUGGUUUAAACAAGGAGAGUGGAAAGAUAUUUCUGGUGGAUUUUGGUCUCUGUGUUAAAUAUAUCAAGACGACAGGACACAAAGAGUAUUGUCCAGACAAGAAAAAGGAACAUGAUGGAACUAUAGAAUAUCUAUCUAGGGAUGCACAUAUAGGUUGUACUAGCAGGAGAAGUGAUCUUGAAGUACUCUGCUAUAAUCUAUAUCACUGGAAAAUGGGGACAUUACCUUGGAUAUCUAGCACGGCCAAUCCCGUGAAGGUUCAAGCUGAGAAGGAGAAGUUGAUGUGUUCUCUGCCAGGAUCUGUCUCCAACCUUUCUAAACCUACCCAGAACCUUUUCAACUACGUCAAAAAUCUAGAAUUUACGGCUGAACCGGAUUAUGACAAAUGCCGCAGCUUUUUCUCCGCGGAACUGAAGCAAACCGGAGGAAAGAUAAAUCUAACGGCAUCCUCUCCUAAUAAACCUGUGAGGACGCCUAAAGCACCUGGUAAAGCGGGUAGAUCUCCUAAGAAAUCUGUUGUGCUUAGCGCGACAGAGGAAUCAGAGAGCGAAGAUAUCUUCGAACCUUCUCCACCCAAGAAAAUGGAAGGUACUCCUCGGGGGACUCCUAGAUCAAGAGGUAGAGGAACUCCAGUAAGCAGAGGAACACCUCGAGCUACAGACCCCGAGGUGGAGAAGGUUGUGAAGGCGGAGAAGGUUGUGAAAGGAGUGAAGAAAGUUGCUGCUGCUGCUAAGAAGACUGAGAAGAAGAUUUAUAAAGAGAUGGCUUGUCAAACCAGUCCAGGCUUUAUUGCUAAGGCUGCCGCAGCGAGAAAAUCUCGUCCCACUGUUGAUCGUCUUUCAUCUCCUAGUAGUGUUCCUAAAAAGUCUCCGAAAAAGUCUGCAGUUAAAAAGGCUGCAACUAGUGAAGGAGAAACUGACGGAGAGUUUAUUAAUCCUACCCCUGCUAUGUUGGCUAUACUCAAGAGGAAGAAAGAGGUUGAAGAGGAAAAGGCAGCCAAGAAGAGAAAGAAGUAAACAAGAAUUCCUGUAGAACCUAUCUCAGUCUCAUUUUUAUCAUGGAUUGACAUUUAAUAAUUAUUUUUUGUAAAUUAUGAUCACUGAUCAGUACAGGUCAGCUUUGAUAAAUAGCGAGAAGUAGGUGAACCGCGCAUUUGUAGUUUAACCACGGUUCAGGUCGAAGAGAAGUGGCUGAACUACGUCUGCGUAGUUCAACUAUGUUUCACUAUUCAUUAAAUCGGGUUCUAGGCCCCAUAUUAUUUAUUCAUCUUUUCAGAGGAAAGCAUUCGGUGCCAUCAGUAUUAUUUUAGCACAAUAUGUGACUAAUUGAUAUGUUUUUAGACCCCAUUGAUUAACCAAAAAGUCUACGAAAUCUCCUAAAAUAACCUGUGAUAAUUUUUCAGAA
This is a messenger RNA of Eurytemora carolleeae, 1985 nucleotides long. Its product is annotated as serine/threonine-protein kinase VRK1. Gene Ontology annotation, cellular component: nucleus; cytoplasm. The transcript has 15 exons. Gene Ontology annotation, biological process: signal transduction; peptidyl-serine phosphorylation. Gene Ontology annotation, molecular function: protein serine/threonine kinase activity; ATP binding. Lineage: Eukaryota; Metazoa; Arthropoda; Copepoda; Calanoida; Temoridae. Bases 11 to 1597 code for a protein of 528 amino acids. The record is from RefSeq and is a predicted model, not a curated record.